AUGGUCAACCACGACACCGUCGACCUGCCCGUCAUCGACUUCACAGCCCUCAGCGAAAAGGAUGCAUCGGGCCACCGCACGCCCCUCUCCCUCGACGAGCGCCGUCGACUCUUCACGGCCCUCCGCGACACCGGCUUUGCAUACCUGAAGCACCCCGGGGUAAACCAGGCCACCGUGGACGAGCUCUUCGCGCACUCCCGGCGUUUCUUCGCCAAGCCGCUGGACGAGAAGAUGCAGAUCCUCGGCCAGCUCGACAAGGGCCGCGGCCCCAGCCAGGGCUACUCCAACCCGCUGAAGCUGGCGCACAACCCGCAGACCUCGGACCUGAAGGAGUUCUUUGGCAUGUAUCGCGACGACGACACCGCGAAGCCCAACCAGUGGCUGCCGGACGCCGACUCGCAGGCCAUGCGCGCGGAUCUGGUCCGCUUCUUCGACUCGUGCCACGCGGUCGUCCUCGAGCUGCUGGGCGCCCUCGCCGAGGAGGUCGGGCUCGCCGCCGAGACGCUGCACCCGUUCAUCAGCGAGAAGAACCAUUUCAUCGCCUGUCUGCAUUACCCGGCCACGGAGCCCGAGUCGUUCCGCACGCGGGUCCGCGCCGCGGCCCACACGGACUAUGGAUGUCUGACGCUGUUGUUCAACGACUCGGGCGAGGGCCUGCAGGUGCUGCGCAAUGGCCAGUACGAGUAUGUCCCGCGCAAGGAGGACUGUGCGGUCCUGAACGUCGGCGAUCUGCUCUCCCGCUUCUUCAACGGGGUUCUCCCAUCCACCGUGCACCGGGUCGUGGAGCCCCCGGCCACGCGGAACGGCGCGUCCACCGACCAGGUCCCGGACCGCUACUCGAUUGCCUUCUUCGGGCACUUCAAUCUGGAUCUGCUGGUGAAGCCGCUGGAUGCGCUGGUGUCGGCGGCGAACCCGGCCCGCUUCGAGCCCGUGGUGGCGGGCGAGCAUGUCAAGGCGCGCGUGAAGCAGUUGCAUGUUGCCGGCCACAGUCUGAGGGAGAACGAGAAGACCUCUGCGAGCCGGGCGGCUGUGACGCAGCCGGCUGUUGCGAGUGCGUCUUGA
Messenger RNA from Aspergillus thermomutatus, 1062 nucleotides. Its product is annotated as isopenicillin N synthase family dioxygenase. The transcript is spliced from 2 exons. NCBI's taxonomy places the organism in Eukaryota, Fungi, Ascomycota, Eurotiomycetes, Eurotiales, Aspergillaceae. The record is from RefSeq and is a predicted model, not a curated record. Bases 1 to 1062 code for a protein of 353 amino acids.